UUGCCCGCUGCUCGGCUUGUUUAAAUGCUCAAUCGGCUUCCUUUUUUAGAUGACUUAAUCCACUCUUUUUAACCCACCAAGUUUCAGAUUAUCCAAUUGCAUUACUUGCAUCGCUCAAGUGCAUGACCCACGUUUUUCUCUCUUUUGUUUACUUGCACAAGCCUUGAUUUCAUCAUCAACACACUCGAAUUCUUGCAUUUUGUACUCCAUUCUACCCCAUAUUCAACAAAACGCCUACACGAAACAACGCGUCCAGAAAACACACAACUUUUUACAUUUUACCGUAUUUUCUAACCCACCAAGCCCAACAUUGAGAAUACUCGACACAAAUAAAUAUACGACAAGAUGGCACCUGUAAAACCGACGCGAAAGAGAAAGUCAGAGGCCAUAACGGGCUCAAUUGACAACCGAAAGAUCACCAUGAGAAGUUCGCCUGCACGAAGUCCGAUCAAGAAGCGGAAGAUAGGCCUAUCGCUCGCGCAAAAGCAAGCCCUCAUCGACAACCUUCAACUAGAGAUUACCGAACGUGCACGACGAUUAAGAGCUCAAUAUAACAUCCAGGCGCAACAACUUCGAUCACGCGUCGAGAUGCGCGUCAACAGAAUACCUACGGCCUUACGAAAGCUGAAAAUGGGCGAACUCCUUUCCAAAUCACUACAGCCCCAACAACCGCCUCGGCCACCAAAGUCAGCGUAUGUAGCCAGACCUCCACCAGUCCCUCCAAAGGAUGGCACGUCAGCCAAACCCCUCCCGCGAAAGCCAGUCCCGGCAACCAAUCCAAGGCGGCUUAGUGAGGAAAUAAUAGGUUUAGACAAGGAGAACCAAGGCGGCGACGUUCAGAACCCUAAGAAGAGGCCUCACGGUAUUCCCGGCAAGGAACCCGCCGCAAUCCAGCCAGGACAGAUCCUAUCACCCACAUCCUCAAAUACGCGAAUAGUGCCCCGCCCUCGCCCGGCCUCUCCUAUCAAGCCACUAGCUAGCAGACCCGCAUCCCCUCUGAAAGGUCCCCCGCCUAAGCCCUCUUCCCAUAUCAUAUCGAGUAUGACGGACAGGGUGAAGCCAACCCGGCCGGCGGUUCCAAGGAAGCCUACCACAUCAUCAACGACUAGCUCAACUAACGGCAACGCAUCUGUACGUGCGCGACAAGCUGCGGUCCCUUCGCGACCCCCAACUGCAGCAUCUACGCGCGGGAGACGGAAGGCUAGCACUGCAAGCGAGACGAGCAACGGCAGUUCAACGACGGUGGUCAAGAAGACAACCGCUUCGAAGACAUCUAAGACGACAGCUCCCGCUGCCAAGAAAACAACAGUCAUGAACACAAUAAAGUCAGCCACAACCAAAAAGCCUCCGACAACAAAAGCAGCUGCAACUGGUACAGGAACCGGAAGGACAUUAAGAAAGAGAGCUUAGAUAUUAAAUGACUAUAAUGUGUAAUUGCAUCUCGCUUGGCGUUAUGGUUCUGCUUUCCGUUGCUACACAAGACGGGGAGGGGGUAUGGAUUAAAGUCAGGUCACAAUGAGAACCUUGCUGGGCGUUUUUAUCUAAAAAAAAGGAAGUUUUC
Daldinia caldariorum is the source of this 1561-nucleotide messenger RNA. RefSeq names its product Borealin N terminal-domain-containing protein. Lineage: Eukaryota; Fungi; Ascomycota; Sordariomycetes; Xylariales; Hypoxylaceae. Gene Ontology annotation, biological process: mitotic sister chromatid segregation. The record is from RefSeq and is a predicted model, not a curated record. Gene Ontology annotation, cellular component: spindle midzone; chromosome, centromeric region; chromosome passenger complex. The transcript is spliced from 3 exons. The coding region runs from base 346 to 1410 and encodes 354 amino acids.